AUGCCCGUCCACCCAUCCCUCGAAGGCUCAACCUUCAACGCCGACAUGCGCGAUCGCCGUUUGAUCUACGAGUACGCCGCAGCAGACAAGGAUGGCAAUCCAGAGAAAUGGCGGUACGAGAUGUGGUUCGAGAACGCCGAGAGGAUCAACUAUGCAAUUUACGGCGGGCCAAUGGCCGGACGAAUAAACUUCCAAACAGCCGAGUACCAAUGCAUUCGACCUGACGAGGUUGGGGAUUCAGACGGAGCGGCAUCUUUUGAAUGA
Molecule: messenger RNA, 264 nt
Organism: Penicillium canescens
Lineage: Eukaryota; Fungi; Ascomycota; Eurotiomycetes; Eurotiales; Aspergillaceae
Exons: 1
Coding region: 1-264 (87 amino acids)
Molecular function (GO): carboxy-lyase activity
Source: RefSeq, a predicted model, not a curated record